AUGGUUCAUCAUAUGGCAUUGAUCGCUGAGAUGGGUUUCGAGCUUAGUGUGGAGGAGCGUACACUCUUCAGCACAGCUUUCAAGAAUGCUGUCGGGGCAAGGAGACAGGCAUGGCGAGCUCUUACCAUGCUCGAACACAGGGAGCGAGGGGAGGCUGGGAGGAAGUCGAUCAAAGGGUAUCGUGCGGUCAUUGAGGAGGAGAUCAGAAUCCUAUGCAACAGGAUAUUGGACAUCCUUUCGAAAGAAAUCUUGCCGCAUGCGACGACAUUCGAAUCGAAGGUCUUCUUCUACAAGCUUCAAGGCGACUAUCGCCGGUACCUCACAGAGUUCGAACCCAACACCCAGCUGGCCGAGGACGCCCAUGAAAGCUACAGGAUGGCCUCAGACAUUGCAUUGAAUGACCUUCCUCCUACCAACCCCAUCCGGCUCGGCCUAGCUCUCAAUUUCAGCGUCUUCUACUAUGAGGUUUUGAACUCUCCAGAGCGUGCUUGUCUACUGGCCAAAGCGGCCUUCGAUGACGCUAUAGCGGCUAUGGACAAUCUGGAUGAUAACGAGCAAGCUGCGAUUCUGAAGUGUGUCGACUAA
Messenger RNA from Perkinsus marinus ATCC 50983, 585 nucleotides. Its product is annotated as 14-3-3 protein epsilon, putative. Gene Ontology annotation, cellular component: cytoplasm. Bases 1 to 585 code for a protein of 194 amino acids. Gene Ontology annotation, biological process: signal transduction. NCBI's taxonomy places the organism in Eukaryota, Perkinsozoa, Perkinsida, Perkinsidae. The transcript is spliced from 7 exons. The record is from RefSeq and is a predicted model, not a curated record.